UCUGAUGUGGCUGCUGAGGAUGACAGGGAAUCACAUCCUGUGCCUGUGGCCGUCUCACUUCCCCCAUUCCAUUAUCAUACUCCUCGAAUGGGAUAACGUGAAAUUCAAUUCUAAAAAAAGAAAAAAAGAACAACUAAUUUAGUUCUACUGUCUUCAAUGGAGAAUCUGGUGAUCCUCCCUCGCAUAUGCAGACCUCCUAUUCCUCUUCUCUCCAAACGAGAAACACCUUUUGAAUUGUCGGCGAAGGCCACCAAGGCCGCAAUUUCUUUCGACAAAGCCUUCAAACAAGCGUCAAAGAAGAGGGACCCAAUAAUCACCGACACCCACUUGAAUUACCUCUGCAAAAAGGGUCGUCUCGGUGAAGCCAUAACAGUUCUCGACGCCAUUGCCCAACGAGGGUCCAAGGUAGGAUCGGAUACCUUCAGCCGCUUGUUGCAGUCUUGCAUUGAUUUGAACUCUAUUCAACUGGGUCGCGAGCUUCAUGCUCGCAUCGGUCUGCUUAGAGAGCAGGAACCUUUUAUUGAUACCAAACUAGUGAGUAUGUACUCCAAGUGCGGGUAUUUGGAAGAUGCCCGCGACGUUUUUGAGAAAUUGGCUGAGAGAAAUUUGUUUACUUGGUCAGCUAUGAUUGGUGCGUGUUCAAGAGAGCAGAGGUGGAGGGAAGUAAUAGAACUUUUCUUUUUGAUGAUGGAGGACGGAAUUGUCCCAGAUGAUUUUCUUUUUCCAAAGGUUUUGCAGGCUUGUGGGAAUUGCGGGGACAUUGAGGCUGGGAAAUUGGUGCACUCAUCAGUGGUUCGAAGCGGAAUGAGUUCCUGUGUCCGCGUUUGCAAUGCAGUUUUGGCAAUGUAUGCAAAGUGUGGGAGCUUGAGUUUGGCAAGAAGGUUUUUUGAGAAAAUGGAUGUUAGGGAUGCAGUUGCAUGGAAUUCAAUCAUAUCAGGAUAUUGCCAGAAGGGUGACAUUGAGGCAGCGCAGAAAUUCUUUGAUAUGAUGCGUGGGGAGGGAAUUGAACCAGGUUUGGUAAGUUGGAACAUAUUGAUAGCUAGUUAUAGCCAGUCAGGAAAAUGUGAUGUUGCAUUGAAGAUGAUGGCAGACAUGCAGACUUUUGGGGUGGCUCCAAACGUAUUCACUUGGACUUCUUUAAUUUCAGGGUUUGCUCAAAAUGACAGGUCAAUUCAGGCAUUGGAACUUUUUAGAGAGAUGCUGCUGACAGGGGUUGAACCAAGUGGGGUUACACUUACAUGUGGGAUUUCAGCAUGUGCAUCUUGUAAAGCUAUAAGGGAGGGGAAGGAACUCCAUUCCACUGCAGUUAAGAUGGGAUUAAUUGGAGAUGUAUUGGUUAGAAAUUCACUCAUAGACAUGUAUUCUAAGUGUGGUGAACUUGAAGCUGCUUGGCAGGUCUUUGAUAUGUUUUCAAAGAGGGAUGUUUACACUUGGAACUCCAUGAUUGGAGGAUAUUGCCAAUCUGGCUACUGUGGCAAGGCUUAUAAUCUCUUUGUGCAAAUGCAGGAAUCAGAUGUAUCGCCAAAUGUUGUCACGUGGAAUGUGAUGAUCUCAGGGUAUAUGCAAAAUGGCGAUGUAGAUCAAGCCAUGGAUAUUUUUCAGGAAAUGGAAAAAGAUGGUUUAAUUAAGCGGAAUACAGCAUCGUGGAAUUCUCUUAUUGCAGGUUACCUUCAAAAUGGGCAAAAAAACAACGCAUUACGUAUAUUUCGACAAAUGCAGUCUUUGUCCUUUGAACCCAAUUCAGUUACCAUACUGAGUGUCUUACCUGCUUGUGCAAAUUUAGUUGCAGCAAAAAAGGUAAAAGAGAUUCAUGGUUGUGUAUUGCGUAGGAAUUUAAAGCGCGGGCUUCCUAUUGCAAAUUUACUUAUAGACACUUACGCCAAGUCAGGGAAUAUAAUAUAUUCUAGAACCAUAUUUGAUGGAAUGUCAUCCAAAGAUAUUGUGAGCUGGAACUCCCUGAUUUCUGGUUAUGUUCUGCAUGGUCUUUCAAAUGCUGCACUUGGUCUCUUUGAUGAGAUGGGAAGGAUGGGACUCAAGCCCAACAGAGGUACUUUUGUUAGUAUAAUCUGUGCAUAUAGUCUAGCUGGAAUGGUGGAUGAGGGGAAGCAGGUUUUCUCUAGCAUGACUGAAGACUAUAAAAUUUUACCAGGUUUAGAUCAUUAUUCAGCUAUGAUAGACUUAUUUGGUCGCUCAGGUAGGCUUGGGGAAGCAGUUGAGUUCACUAAAGAUAUGACUGUACACCCUGACUCUUCCAUUUGGGCUUCAUUACUAACUGCUUCUCGAAUACAUGGGAAUAUUGGAUUGGCAAUUCAUGCUGGGGAAUGCCUACUUGAGUUGGAACCUGGGAACACAUUGAUUCACCGAUUGAUUUUACAGAUUUAUGCUGUAUAUGGGAAGUCUGUGGAUUCCUUGAAAAUGAAAAAGCUGGAAAAAGAGAAUGGUGCUAUCAAAUCUCUUGGGUCGAGUCGGAUUGAAGUUAAAAACAGAGUGCAUACAUUUGUUGCAGGUGAUUUCUCUAAACCAAAUUCAGACAUUUUACUUUCUUGGAUAAAAAGCAUAGAGAGGGAAGUUAAGGAACCUGAUAUUUGUCGUGGACUUUGCAUUGAGGAAGAAGAGACGGAAGACAUUGGUGGCAUCCACAGUGAAAAAAUUGCAUUUGCUUUUGCUCUUGUUGGCCCUUCUCAUGCAGCUCAAAAUAUACGGAUAGUGAAGAAACUGAGAAUGUGCAGAGAGUGCCAUAGAACAGCCAAAUUUAUCUCCAUGGCAUUUGAGUGUGAAAUAUAUUUGAGUGACUCAAAGCGCUUGCACAUUUUCAGAAAUGGGCUUUGUUCUUGUGGGGAUUAUUGGUAGAUUGUAGAAGAAUUUGUCAGAAUUGAUCAUGAAAUUGGUUUGGAGGAAUUUGGUCAGACAAUUCAAAGGAACCAAAACUUUGUUCAAGGCACAUCAAGUUGUCAUGCAUCCUUAUAUUGUCAUAGAUGAGUACGUGGGCAUAGGUGGGGAGUCAAAUGUUUUUGGCACUUAGCAGCUACAGAGAACGAGAUAUGCAUCUAUCCCUAAUUUAUUUGUUUGGAAGGCUUGAACGUGUGAGAGUUGGCUGACUUGUCGAGGGAGAGCUCUCAAUGAGUGCCACACGGCCCUUACUUGAGUCCCAUUUUGGGGGUCCGUGACAGUUGGUAUCAGAGCACAGUGUGUGCGAGCACCUUGCGUGGGAUUAUGAGAAAUAAGUCAGGAAGAGUGAAGCGCAUUGAGGCGCUUGAGACAAAACUUGCAACCCUGGAGACAACGUGCGGUGACCUCCAAGGGUUGGUGGCAACAUUGAUAAAAGAGAAAGGCGUGUCAACAGAGCUUGAGGCCGCCGAAGAAAAUCCUAGAGAAAAUCUCUAUGGGGUAUCAAAAGUCGUAGAGAGACUUGAGGAACUUGAAAAAUUUAUUCCAAGUGUGAAAUCCCUGGAGAAACGGCCAAGAGAGCUUGAGGCCUUCUAGAAGAGUAUCGAGCAGUUGGAAGCCUUUGAAAGCAGGCUACAACAUAUUGAGGGCAUAUUGCCAUCUCUUUCGUCCCAACGGGGAGAGCCAAUAGAGCUUGAGGCCUCCUUACGGGAGCUAACGGAUAAUCUUGAUUUUCUUACAGAAGAUGUUAAAGCGUCCAGUACUGCUUUGAAGGAAGAUUUGAAGGAGAUGGGCAAUGUCCAAAGUGCGGUGGUCCAAGUCCAGAGGGAUUUACAAGAGAUCACUGCAAAAGUGAAUGCAAUGGCACAGUUAGCCCGAUGGCCAGUUGCACAUCCAAAUGAGAGUUCUCGAUGGAAGGUACGAGAAUCUAAAAGUUUUGGGGGUACACGAGAUGCAAAGGAGCUAGACAAUUUCUUCUUUGAUAUGGAACACUACUUCACGUGCUCCCGAGUGGAUUUAGAAGUGGACCGGGUCAAUAUGGCAACGGUAUACCUGGUUGGGGAUGCAAAAUUGUGGUGGAGAACUAAAUGGAAUGAUAUUCAGCACAAUAGAUGUGUCAUUAACACAUGGGAGGGGUUGAAACAGGUGUUGAAGGCCCAAUUUUAUCCAGAAAAUGUGGAGUAUAUAGCAAAGUGCAAAAUAAUGGAAUUGCAACAGACGGGCUCAUUAAGGAGUUAUGUAAGGGAAUACCAAGCCUUGAUGUUGGACAUUGUAGACAUGACUGAAUCGGAGAAACUGAUUCAUUUUCUUCGGGGUUUGAAGACAUGGCCAAGAAAUGAAAUACGUCGGCAAGGUGCUGGUAAUCUCUCUUCUGCCCUCGCUGCUGCUGAACGGUUGGAUGAUUUUUCAGAUAAUUCUGGGAAGCGAAAUUUCCCUACAUCCGCCAAUAAUGAUUCCCGUCCCAACAAAGUCUAUAAGCCCACAAAUGGGGGCAGGGAUAGGGAGACAAAUAGUUCUUGGAAAGAUAAAAGAGCGCCCAUGAAUAGGGAGUGGAGGGGUGGACGAACGGGGGGUGGAGAGCGUCGACCGAUCUCUUGUUUUCUUUGCAUGGGACCACAUCGAGUGGCGGAGUGCCCCGAUCGUAAGGCUUUUAAUGCUAUAAAGGCCCUUCGAGGGGAAACCGAAACCUCGACGGCAAUUCCAGAAGAACAACCGAAUAUGGUGGGAGCCUUGAGAUUUUUGGGGGCAUUAGAGUGUCAAGUAAUUAACAACAAGUCUCAGGAGAAGGGACUAAUGUAUGUGGAUCUACUUUUGAAUGGAAAGAAAAUCAGAGCCAUGAUUGAUACAGGGGCCACCCAUAAUUUCAUUGCUGAUUCUAAAGCUCAACGGUUAGAAUUGCAAGUAGAUAAAGAUGUGGGUAAGAUAAAAGCAGUGAAUUCUCCAGCAUUAACCACGGUGGGGGUGGUACCUAAAGUGGCAUGCCAAAUGGGAUCAUGGUCUGGAACAGUUGAUUUCAUUGUGGCACCCCUUGACGACUUUGAUAUGGUAUUGGGGAUGGAUUUUCUUAAAGUGACACGCUCAAUGCCGAUCCCAGCUGCGGAUUGUCUUGUGAUAAUGGGAAGUGCACCUUGUGCGGUCCUCACAGCCUACAACAAUUUCGAUGAGAGGAAGUUGCUUUCCGCCCUCCAAUUCAAAAAGAGAGUAAAAAGGGGAGUCUUCUUUCGUGGUUCUACCAAUAGUUUCAGAAGAUGCAGAAGGAGGGAAAUAUCCACUUGAGAUUAAGGAAGUUUUAGAAGAGUUCAAGGAGGUGAUCCCGGAACAGCUACCGAGGGUUUUACCACCUCGACGACAGAUUGACCACGAAAUUGAACUUUUGCCAGGAGUAAAGCCACCAGCAUGUGCCCCUUAUCGAAUGGCGCCGCCUAAGUUAGCUGAACUUAGAAGGCAACUGAAUGAUCUUAUUGCAGCAGGGUUCAUCCGGCCUUCAAAAGCACCUUUUGGGGCCCCAGUGUUAUUUCAGAAGAAACAAGAUGGUAGUUUGCGCUUGUGUAUAGAUUAUCGGGCUCUUAAUAAGGUGACCGUGUGCAACAAGUAUCCCAUUCCACUGAUUGCUGAUAUUUUUGACCAGUUAAGUACAGCUAGAUAUUUCACGAAACUGGACUUGAGGUCGGGAUAUCAUCAAGUGCGCAUUGUUGAGGGAGAUGGACCGAAGACCACUUGUGUCACACGGUAUGGAGCAUUUGAAUUCUUUGUCAUGCCUUUUGGGCUAACAAAUGCACCCGCUAACUUUUGUUCUCUAAUGAAUCAGGUUUUUCGGGACUACCUUGAUCAGUUUGUGGUUGUUUACCUUGAUGACAUACUGGUUUUCAGCGCAUCCUUAGAAGAACAUAAAGAUCAUCUUCGAAAGGUUUUUCAAAAACUCAAAGAAAAUCAGUUAUAUGUAAAAGGGGAGAAGUGUGCUUUCGCUUAAAAGCGUAUUAAAUUCUUGAGGCAUAUCAUUGAGGAGGGCCAGAUUCGGAUGGAUUCAGCUAAAGUAAAAACUAUCAAGGAGUGGCGAGCACCUACAUCCGUUAGAGAACUGCGAUCUUUCUUGGGUCUAGCCAACUACUACCGAAAGUUUAUAGAGGGGUACUCUAGAAGAGUUGUAUUGUUAAUGAAUUUACUGAGGAAGGGGGUACCAUGGGGGUGGUCAAAAGAGUGCCAAUCAGCAUUUGUUGAAUUAAAGGAAAAGAUUGUAGGAGAUCCUGUGCUAAUCUUUCCUGAUGUGACAAAACUGUUUGAAGUGCAAGUAGAUGCCUCAGACUUUGCAUUAGGGGGAGUUCUCUUGCAGGAAGGGCAUCUAGUUGCUUUUGAAAGUAGAAAAUUGUCGAGUGCCAAACGGAACUAUACAGCACAAGAGAAGGAGCUUCUUGUAGUGGUACACUGUCUUCGGGUGUGGAGGCACUAUCUCUUCGGGUCCGUACAAAGGAAAUUGCCCAAAAGCCUACCAAUUCACGAAAAAUUGGUUGCAAAACAUCGAAGUCACCCGAGUUCAGUUAGAAAAAGCAUCAAAGCGCAUGAAGAAAUGGGCUGACAAAGGGAGACGACCACAACAAUUUGAAGCUGGAGAUCUGGUUCUUGUAAAAGUGCCGCCGGAGACAUUUCGCUUUCUUCGUGGCAAGGAUAAAAGGUUGUUACGUUGUUACGAAGGUCCAAUCAAAGUAAUCGAAAAGGUGGGACAUGCAUCUUAUCGGCUUGAGCAACCUGAGUGGAUGAAAAGCCACAGACGUCCAGUCCAUCCCGUGUUUCAUGUAAGCAAUUUAAAGCCAUUCCACACAGAUGAAGCAGAUCCGCACUGACAAAAAUUAAGGAGAUCAACAAUUUCCAGAAGGCAUCCUGUCACCAAAGAAGUCCAGGAGAUCAUUGCAGACAGAGUCGUCAAUCUAGAAGGUCGUCAACAACAAUAAUUUCUGGUUCAGUGGUUAGGACUAGGGGAAGAAGAGAAUAGUUGGGAAACAGCAGACAACCUUCAGCAUGCCAUACAGAAGAUUGAAGAUUUCAGAAAUUCGUAGUCAACGACAUCUACAUCGACAUCAGAAGAGUGAGAAGGCCGUCUACAACACAUCGACGAGGACAUCGAUAAAUUGAGUGGGGGAGGAUGUUAGGGUGUGACAAUGUAAUGGGGAAAAGGGGGAGUGAGAUACUGCUAUAAUUGUAUUCUUCAGGGAUUUGGAAUGAAUAUAUGAAUAUUUGUGUUA
Molecule: messenger RNA, 7124 nt
Organism: Malania oleifera
Lineage: Eukaryota; Viridiplantae; Streptophyta; Magnoliopsida; Santalales; Ximeniaceae
Product: pentatricopeptide repeat-containing protein At1g19720
Exons: 3
Coding region: 157-2850 (897 amino acids)
Biological process (GO): RNA modification
Molecular function (GO): zinc ion binding; protein binding; RNA binding
Source: RefSeq, a predicted model, not a curated record